AUGACGGAAAUGUACUCGGGGCUUCAUACAAGCCAACGGUUUUCGUCCCUGGAGGAUUUCAAAACGGUAAUUCGAAGCAUAUCGGUGCGCCAACACUGGGAGCUUCGUGUUAUUCGAAGCAACAAGAAAAGCGUGGUCAUUGGGUGUCGAUCCGCGCAGAAUUGCUAUUUUCGCGUUGUUUGUCGCUCAAACAAGAACGCUACCUACAUCACCAGCCUCCAAGACAGCCACAGCUGUCGACGAAGUGCUGAAUCUCCCGCCAUAACCCCGGCCCGAUCGGAGGCCUCCCAUGUCCGCUUCCUGCUGAGUGAGAUCCCGAAGCUCUUCGAUAUGAAGACCAGGAUCAAGGGCCAAGAUGUCGUGGAAGCAGUGAAGCGCUACCAUGGAUAUGACAUCUCCAUGAGGCAGGCACAGCGUGCAUUAACCAAACUGCAACCGCGACAGGCCGAUGGCCCUGAUGAGCAGAUUCUGGAUAUGGAUACGAGUCCCGGUGAUCAGCAGUCGCCCACUCAGUCUCAGGCUGAAACCCAAGGCGAAGCUGCGCCAGCAUUUCGAGAGAUGUCGGAGCCACGCUGGAUUGCAGACCACCUUCCACCCACACUGAUUGAUGAUGACCCGGUCCAUCCAACCGAGUCCCCCUAUGAUCCUCGCUCUAUGACUGUCUCUCAGCCCGGGGUUGGAUACCCGACAGCAUCUCCUCUAUCUGUGGCCGGACCUGAGCAUCCCAAGCCUUCUAAUUAUGGCCCACGCAACGAUCAUCAUGCCGCUCCACAGAUGGUUCUCACGAACUUCAAGAUUGAGUUUACCUGUACAACAUGCGGGGCCUUAAAUCAGAGUUUCUUUCCAAACCAGGGCAAUGUAACCGGGGCCGGAUUUAUGGCGCAUCAUCCAGUUCCAAGCCAGGGAGCCGUUGCGAGACAUCCCGGUCCUGCUCCUCCGAACGGGCCCGUGGGCAACGGUGAUGUCUCUGAAGAUAGUCCUUAUGUUGUUAACUCUCUUAAUGCCCGGGCUAUGCAGAAUGCAUGGGCUGCUGGAAAUCUUGGUGUUCCCAUUGGGCCCAGCAACACCUAG
Molecule: messenger RNA, 1071 nt
Organism: Penicillium macrosclerotiorum
Lineage: Eukaryota; Fungi; Ascomycota; Eurotiomycetes; Eurotiales; Aspergillaceae
Exons: 2
Coding region: 1-1071 (356 amino acids)
Source: RefSeq, a predicted model, not a curated record